CCACUACUUUUAUCGCAGCUUGAUACCUCGACAUCAUUUCCCUAGGACUCUCUUUACAUCUCAGACUCCAAUCUCAACCACUUCAUCCGCCAUGGCGUCCUCUGUGGGAUCGUAUUCGAAUCCCCUCAAGAAAUAUAAACUUGUUUUUCUUGGAGAGCAGAGCGUGGGAAAGACAUCCCUGAUUACCCGGUUCAUGUACGACUCGUUCGACAACACCUACCAGGCCACCAUUGGCAUUGAUUUCCUUUCAAAGACUAUGUAUCUCGAUGACCGAACAGUACGGUUACAACUCUGGGACACGGCCGGCCAGGAGCGAUUCAGGAGCUUGAUUCCCUCCUAUAUCCGAGACUCCAGCGUCGCAGUGGUCGUCUAUGACAUUUCUAACCCGGCAUCCUUCGAGAACACGCGAAAGUGGGUUGAUGAUGUGCGCGGCGAGCGCGGUAACGAUGUAAUCAUUGUUUUGGUCGGAAACAAGACCGACCUGGACAAGCGCAUGGUCACCACGGCACAGGGCGAGCAAAAGGCUAAGGAGAACAACCUCAUGUUUAUUGAAACGAGUGCCAAGGUCGGACACAACGUCAAGCAGCUUUUCCGGAUGAUCGCGCAGGCGCUUCCCGGUAUGGAGGGUGAAAACCAGCAGGCUGGAAGCCAGAUGAUUGAUGUAAAUAUCAACCCAUCGCAGCCUACAGACAACAAUGGCUGCGCAUGCUGAAGAGCGAUUUUCAUUUGAUUUAUCCCUUCUAUGCAACCAUUUUUAGGUGGCCUUCUCAAAACGAAGGCAAGCUGCUCUACCGUCUUCGACGUCUUCCAGCAUUUC
Molecule: messenger RNA, 817 nt
Organism: Xylona heveae TC161
Lineage: Eukaryota; Fungi; Ascomycota; Xylonomycetes; Xylonales; Xylonaceae
Product: ras-domain-containing protein
Exons: 6
Coding region: 92-712 (206 amino acids)
Molecular function (GO): GTPase activity; GTP binding
Source: RefSeq, a predicted model, not a curated record